AUGAUGGGCAUGGACAUGGGCGGCUCGGGCUCGGGCAGCUCCAACACCACGAUGACGACUAUGAUGUCCGUCUUUUUCACAGCCACCAACACUCCUCUCUACUCACUUACCUGGACCCCGAGCUCCGUCGGCUCCUACGCCGGCACCUGUAUCUUUUUGAUUAUGCUCGCCGCGCUCUUCCGCGGUCUGCUCGCCUUCAAGGCCCGCGCGGAGUCCCGCUGGCUCGACGCCGAGCUCGAGCGCCGCUACGUUGUCGUCCCCGGCAAGCCUGUGCUCUCGCAGCAAAUCUCCCGGGACUCGGACGCCAAGCGCAUGAUCCUGUCCGAGAACGGCAUCGAGGAGGACGUCAUGGUCCUCAAGAAGCGCCACACCCAUGUGCGGCCCUGGCGCCUGUCGGUCGACCCGCUGCGCGCCCUCCUCGACACGCUGCUGGCCGGCGUCGGUUACCUGCUGAUGGUUGCAGUCAUGUCCAUGAACGUGGGCUACUUCAUGUCGGUGCUCGGCGGCACGUUCCUGGGCAGCCUGCUGGUCGGCCGCUACAUUGUGCUCAUGGAGCACUAA
Molecule: messenger RNA, 561 nt
Organism: Sporothrix schenckii 1099-18
Lineage: Eukaryota; Fungi; Ascomycota; Sordariomycetes; Ophiostomatales; Ophiostomataceae
Product: copper transporter family protein
Exons: 1
Coding region: 1-561 (186 amino acids)
Biological process (GO): intracellular copper ion homeostasis; copper ion transmembrane transport
Cellular component (GO): plasma membrane
Molecular function (GO): copper ion transmembrane transporter activity
Source: RefSeq, a predicted model, not a curated record